UAUGAAAAGAAGCAUUGCUUCUGUUAAGGAUUUAGCUGAUUAUUUCAAUGUAGCAAUUUAACAUAGAGCAAACAAUACAAUUGUGGCUGGAUAAUAUGUUGCAAGAAAAGUACUGAUAUUAUAGUUAAUAUGAAAAGGUUUCAAUCGUUUCCUUAUUCAUGUAAACAACAAAGGGGAGAGAUAAGAUUUGUUGUUUAAUUUAGUAUUUAGCAGAUUUAUAUGAAGCUUGCAUUAAAUUUUCAAAUAUUCCUGAAAUUUAAGCAGCAUCAUCAGAUAUGUUUUCUAAAAAAAUAGCAUCUCGAAUCAGAGAGUCUAUGAAAAAUGGUAGAAAGAUAUUCAAAUUCUUAAAAUUCUUUGAUUCUAUAAGAUGUUUGAGUAACAUCCAUGCUAAAAAUAAACCUAAAUAUUAUAAAAUCACAACAUCGAUUAUGCAUAUAUGCAAUUUCUUUUAUUAUAUAAUGGAUCACAUUAUUUGGGGUAUUAAUAUUGGUGUUCUAAAGUAAGUAAUGUGAAUAUAUUUAUAGUGAAAUUGUUUCUUUGAAAGCUAAAUCAACGAUAAAAGGAUAUAAAGAUUCAUUUUCAUUAGCAAAAGCUUUACUUAAAUUAUUAAAAUCAUUUUUUGAUUAUAAGAUUAUAUAUGAUAAAGAAAUGGAUUUAGUAAAAGAAGUAAAAGAAAUACCUGAUAAAUUAAUUUAUGAAGAUGCAAUAGCAGUUUAAUGUGCUAAUAGUUUAAUUAAUAGUAGAUAGAAAAGAAGAAUUAAAUAAUUAAAUUUUAUAGUUACAUCUCUUAGAAUUGUGAUGUUGUUAAGAAGAUUAAAAUUAUUUGGAUUGAAUAAAAAAAUUAGCAAAAUAUUUUAUUCAUGUAGUGGUUUAACUAUAACUAUAAUAAACAUAAUGGUUUAAUUAAUCAAUAAUAAUAAUUUAAUUAAUUAAAAAUUAGAAAAGAAUGAAAAAGAGAAAGAAAAAGAAAAAGAGAAGAAACUUGCAAGAGUGAAUUCUUUCAUUCCUUAAAAUCAUCAAUUAAAGAAAGUUAAGUCAGAAUUAGAAAGAGUCUUAGGAGAAGACUCAGAAAAUGAAGGAGAUUGA
Paramecium pentaurelia is the source of this 1086-nucleotide messenger RNA. The record is from the annotation of a GenBank genome assembly. NCBI's taxonomy places the organism in Eukaryota, Ciliophora, Oligohymenophorea, Peniculida, Parameciidae.